GGAAGUGUCCUGACACUUCCAUCUCCUCCUGCCCUUCGCGUUCUCUUCAUUUUCCCCCAGUGCCCAAGAUACACAAUCCUACUGCUCAUUGUCGUUCUCUAGGGGGCUUCUCUACAUGAACUCUGUCUUAGCUCUACACCCGGAUAUCUUCUUUCAUCCAGCACGCGUACUCUGUUAACCUCGCUGGAAUAAUACACCAUGCCUCUCAUUGUACCUGUAUUACGGGUUUUCUUCACGCUCUUGAAUGUUUUUGAGACAUACAAGACUCUCAAGAUGCCGCCUCCCUCAACAAGGAAUGGUGGCCACCCGACCAUUCGUGCAAUGAGUCAAAGAAAGCGCGCAAUGAAGGGAUGCAUGACUGUCUGGCUUGUAUGGUGCUGCCUUUUUAUAUACGAACGAAGCUUUGACGGUGUCGUCGGGUUGUUCAUCCCGUUCUACCAUGAACUGAAAUCCCUAGUCAUACUAUUCUUUCUCCUUACUCGCGCUCGGGGCGCCGAACCGAUAUUUCUCCAUGUCUUGCGUCCCUUCAUCAAGCCAUACGUGUCCACUCUGGACGCGUUCUUUCACGUCAUGCAAUCUUUUGGAGAUCUACUUCUCCUUAUGGCUGCACUCCCCAUCGAAUUCUGUAUAUCCCAUUAUCGCUAUUGGACUAAAUCUCCGGAAGAGGAAUCAGUAGAUGACAACAUUCCGGAGCCUCAGUCGCAUCAGAAUCGUGAACGACCUGCAAAUGGCUUGCAUCGCGUGGAUUCCACCGAGUAUGGCACCGUUCGUUCCAGGCGACAUGCAUUGGACAAUGCUCACGCUAAAGCGAGCGCUGCUCAAGAUGGUGUAGCCCCGCCGUCAAGGUCAGGCUCUCAACCAUAUGAAGUUUGGCAUCCGCCACAAUCUCCGUAUGAACAUGACGGUCUUCCGACUCCUCCAUAUGAGGAUGCUGAAUUUGACGCGCUGAAUACCGAAAUCCAGGCUGAUCUCGACUGGCGCAAAUAUGAACCCUUUCCCUCGGCAUACCCACCAACGCCGCUCAACCCUAAUGCCAAACUGCCGCCCACUAAUCAUGAACCAAUGGAUGGAAUCGAAGAAGAGCCCGGCGUUGUCGAUGAAUGGCGGAAAUACGAACCUUUCCCGUCUGCAUACCCGCCAACACCUCUCCCUCGGCGGAAACAUCUGCCGUCUGAGCUUACUUCUACACUGAGUCAUAUACAGGAAGAAUCAGUAGAACAUGAAUCUCCGUCUGAGGAUGAUACCACAAUCACCCAACAUACCCAUCGGCGGCCGGGUUUUCGUAGGUCGCUCAAGCCGCCGUAUGAUCACACGAACCCCGAUCAUGCUGGUAACUGGAGCGACGACAAAGAGAACGUCCCGGGGGUUCGCCACCUUGCUCAAACUUCUACGGAGGGCGAGGGUGAGAUGGAUAUUGAUAAUGAAUACGAAGCGGACAAUGAUGAAGAUAUGGAAGAUGAGGACAGCUUCAAUGUGACGCUCCAGACGCCUUUCCCGCUGUCAAAACAAGAGAAUCUGUCACAUUUCUCAACAGCCUCAACUGAUGAUGGGCCGGAUAAUUCCACUGGUUUAAGCACGGUGGACAAUGGAUCGCCCUUUCGAACCAGGGCGAAUUCCGAGAUUCCUCCGACCACCUCGUUGGUAGGCACCAAACGCCCGUACACUGGAGUGGACGGGGAAGACCUUACUGCCCGAGUCAGACGAUUGGAGGCCAUGCGUGCUGCUGCAAAUGCACGUAGGGUACCUACCAGCCAAAUGCGGACUCCACCGCGACGUUCUACACGAGUACGUGCCACAGGUUCAACGGCCAGCAACACUGUUAGCGAGAAGGAACAUGACACCAGUGACGCUGAGUCUUCAUCGUCUGCUACGAAGAAGCGUAGGAUUGGGUCCUCAUCCGGCGUUGUUUCCGUACGUCCUAAGAUAGGUGGCAAAGUGGAAGCAAGAGCCAAACCUUCCGUGGUGAAACCUGCUGUUUCCGGGACCAGAGUACGCAGAGCCCCAACCGUUUCACGGGCAUCUUCAGGAAUUGCGAGAUCCGGUACGGAAGCCAAGUCGGGCAUAGGCAAACCCCCUCUCCCAAAGCCUGUGGUUGCUUCGCAGAAGAAGGUCGCGGACUCAGUCAACUCCACGACAGAAAGGAAAUCGAGGGGUUCGGUACGGCACUGACUUUUUUUUUCAUGGUAAGUGCAAGGGUGUGACAACUGGUAUGAAGAUGCUGAUCCAUACAUCAGGUUGAUUUAGGCAUUUAUCGGACUAUGCAUUUACUGUUCUAUACACACAAGCAAUUCAAUUUAUAUACCAGUUCAGCGUGCACGCCUAGGCGGCCUCGCAUAAUAAGGAAGCUCGUCAUGUCCGUGUAAAGAAUUUGCGUAUACUUCAAAGAUGUGCACCGCAAGUACGCGCCAUGAUCAUCAAUGCUUAUGGUCUAUGUGUCCUUGUAUCUGUUGCACCAAUAACCAUGUACCUGAUUGCAUCGCGUUCCUUGUCACGGCGUUUUCACAUUUAUGCUUCUCGUCGAGUCGUUCCGCUCCAGCA
Messenger RNA from Somion occarium, 2538 nucleotides. The record is from the annotation of a GenBank genome assembly. Lineage: Eukaryota; Fungi; Basidiomycota; Agaricomycetes; Polyporales; Cerrenaceae.